This is a messenger RNA of Argiope bruennichi, 8494 nucleotides long. Its product is annotated as protein trachealess-like. The transcript has 13 exons. Gene Ontology annotation, molecular function: RNA polymerase II transcription regulatory region sequence-specific DNA binding; DNA-binding transcription factor activity, RNA polymerase II-specific; protein dimerization activity. The record is from RefSeq and is a predicted model, not a curated record. Bases 995 to 3610 code for a protein of 871 amino acids. Lineage: Eukaryota; Metazoa; Arthropoda; Arachnida; Araneae; Araneidae. Gene Ontology annotation, biological process: regulation of transcription by RNA polymerase II.
UUAACAGAAACGCAGUCACACACCACAACUCGACCGCGAUAGAAGGUGGUCAGCGCCGUCCCUUCGCUGGCACGCACCGUGUGUACGCUCAAUGUUUAUGUUUGCGCAGUUGCAGUUAGCAAGUGGUAUUCACGCGGGCAAGAGGUCUUGAAAAGUCGCUGGUGCGAAGCCCCCUGUCUAAAAUUCUGUUGCUGGAUUGUAACCAUACGCUUCCAAAUCAAGGUUUGAUUCGUACUGAUUUACAUUUUAGUGAAAGUUUUGGAAUAACUGUUGGAUACCAAUUAAUGUAUAUAAUUUUUUUUUUGUUUAUUUUUGGUUGUGAAUUUAAAAGAUUUUUUGUGAUCCGUGAAUGGAUGUGAGAAUUGAUCUGUGAUACAAGUUAUUAUAAAUUUAUUAUUCAUCUAUUCGAUGACUACGUAGGGAAAGAUUUCUUUGAAGAUUUAAAUCCUCAGCAGUAAAAGAAGAAAAAUAAAAGUGUCCGAUGAAGUAAUUGAACAUAGCGAAGGAAUUGCUAAAAAUAGGAAAUUAGUUGAAAUUUUUCAACUAAAAUAAUGUAGUAUUUCUGAUUGUUAAAUGAUGCUCUCUUCUGACGGAAGUAGACUUGCACGAACUUUUAGAAAUUAAGCAGAGCGAUAAGCAAAUUUGCAUGCUAAUUAUUGAGAGGUGACAUUUCAUUUUAAGAUUUGAUUAGAUAUUCAAUUACAAUACUAAAGAUAAUAAUAAUAAUAAAAACUGCCAUUUUCCAGUAAAUUGCAGGACGUCAUAUCUUGAAAGAUAUUUUUUCCAGAUUGGACAGGCAGAAGGCAUGUUUUGUUGACAUUGUUUAACCCACUAAGAAUUGUCAAACCUGUUCCAUUUCUGCACCGGAUCCUCAUCAUUUGGACUCGGCUCAUAUGGGCAUCUCUGUUUAGUUCCGCGCGUCGUUGAUAUACGCUCCCGAGUGCUCAAGGUUUACCGGUUCUCCCAUGUCUUAAAAUAAGGAUUUGUUUUGAAGAUGAUGCAACCAGAAGGCUAUGGAUCCAUUCCUAUGGAUCUGCACAUAUCUCCGCAGGGCUAUCACCCUUACUACAGAAAAAGUCAAGAAGAUGCAGCGGGGCCUCCAAUCGUUCAAACACGCAUCCUCGAAAUGCGGAAGGAGAAGUCAAGAGACGCCGCAAGGAGCCGCCGUGGGAAAGAGAACUUUGAAUUCUACGAGCUGGCCAAGAUGCUGCCCCUUCCAGGGGCCAUCACUACACAACUGGACAAGGCCUCCAUCAUUCGACUCACCAUCAGCUUCCUCAAGCUCAAAGCAUUCAUUAUGGAAGGGGAUCCACCUUGGAGAAAGGAAGGACCUUCCAUCAAGACGGGCAGCCUUCGAUCCCGUUCCAUGUCAUCGGUUGCAGUCGACCUCUUCGAGAUGCACCAAGCGACGCAUAUUUUGCAGUCAUUAGAUGGUUUUGCUUUCGCUCUCGGAGCUGAUGGACGUUUUUUGUACAUUUCAGAAACUGUAUCUAUUUAUUUAGGAUUGUCACAGGUGGAGAUGACGGGUAGUAGCGUGUUCGAUUACGUGCACCAACAAGACCAGUCCGAGCUGGCCGAUUUGAUCGGCCUCAACAUGUGUCCGUCCCCUUCGGCCACUUCUCCGCCGGCCUCUGUCGCCUCAGACGACGGAUCUUCUUCGAAUCCUGGUCCUUCAACGCCCACGGGAUUCGACAAACCCUCACCCACAAUGACUUUACCCAAUGAUAAUCCUGGCCAAAGUCUCCAGAGGUCCUUUUGUGUUCGAAUGAAAUCGACGCUCACGAAGCGAGGUUGUCAUUUUAAGUCAUCUGGCUACAGGGUGGUUCUCGUGCUGUCCCACCUGAGGCCCCAUUACAACUUUUCCGCCUCAUCUCGCAAGCAGGCACCCCAGGUCAUGGGGCUUGUGGGUAUCGCCAUUGCCCUACCGCCACCCUCCGUCAACGAACUCAGGCUCGAGUCCGACAUGUUCGUUACCAGACUCACAUUCGAUUUCAGGAUAUCACACUGUGAGCCCAGGGUUUCCGAGUUGUUGGACUAUACCGCAGAGGAGCUGACUGGGGUAAGCAUGUACACUCUGUGUUAUGCAUCCGAUGUCAACAGAGUCCGAAAGUGCCAUAUAGAUCUACUGCAGAAAGGUCAAGUCAUGAGCGGUUACUACAGGCUCAUGAACAAAAACGGUGGCUAUACGUGGCUGCAGAGCUGUGCCACAGUCAUCUGCAACUCAAAGAACACGGAGGAGGAGACCAUCAUCUGCGUCAACUAUGUGAUCAGUAACGUGGAGUACCCUCACUGCGUGAUGGACUACUGCCAGAUGCCCGCGUCACGUGACCUGAGGAACGACGAUCCAAGCAGCUCGGAGAGAGGCACAAGCCCGGACAAAGAGGGAGGCAGAGACAACUCGUCAGCCGGAGAUGUUGAGACAGAGCAGAGAUCCUCGUCUCGGCCAGACAAUCCGGCCACCAGCGACGGCAACGAAGAGGGGCAGACCUACGAUGACGGUAGCGAACUGGAUGUUGACGGCAGCAAAAGAGACUACCUGCAUCGGGAUAAACCGAACAGUUCCCCUAAACUGAGGGAUUUCACUCCCGUCAACUACUUCGACCCGUCCACACCCAAUCCGAAGCGAGAACCGACGACAUCCGACUCUCUGGACGAGAGGACAGAGGGCCGGCAUCGCAAGCGGAAAAUCGCAGAGCCAAGCCUCCACGAAACUGCCGAUUCUAUCAAGAGCCCCCGUCCUGGAAGCUCAUCCUCCACAGUUCUGUCGCUGGACAAUGGUGCUGGAUACAACGACGUGCAGAGCAAUAAUGACUUGGUGGUGGAUGAUCUGUCCUGCAACCAGACGGCUAAUUCAACAGGAAGAAGUGGAGCAUCGCCUGACAAAUGUGAUAAAGUGAGUCGACCCUGGACUCGAUCCCCGAAUGCUUAUGAUCCAAAGGGCGGGCCCAUGUCUGUUAGAGAUCUGGAAGACGUCAUGAACAGACAUUUGCCACAGCACAAUGGAUCGCCAGACACUCUCAUGUCCAAGUCAUUUCCGGAGCGCCCUAUCCAGUGGACUCCUGCCCCGGCAUCUUUACCAGCUACAACGCUCCUCCGACAGAUCUAUGUCAGCCGGGAAUCAGUGAUUCGAUCAGCAGGAGCCAGACAUGGUUGCUAUGGUGAUGGGGUUCAGGGUGGUACGUUACCGACACCUCCGGGAGUACAAGAAUCUCCCUAUAGUGAUCUCAUGCUCCAAUCUUCGUCCGCCAAACUGUCGCCCGGAUACAGCCAGUCUGGGGGAUCUUAUCUGGACAACUGCAAUGCCAUGACUCCACCAAGCUCUGUGUCACCAAGGGACAAUUUCAAUGAGGCAGCAGCAGUAGCAGCUGCAGCAGCCAUGCCACAUAUGCGACACUAUGUAACGGAUCCCCAGCAUUUGCCCUUGAAACCACAUCAGUUGUUCGUACAUCCGGAUCAUCCCUAUCCCCAACAAACACUAUCGCCAGACCAGCAUCAGUCGUUGUACCACCACCCAAGUAGCUUUCACUUGUACCAUCCUCCACCGGGAGGAUCAAAGACUUCAUUGCACGCUGCAAACGGUACGUCAUGGUUCUGCCAGCCACAUUCAUAGGGAAAAAAUAAACUUAGAAUUCUAUUUUGUGUCUAUACAGUCUGGUGAUCACUGUAAGAAUGACGUCUUUGUAAAUUAAAAGGGAAGUAUCUGUGUAUGCGUGUCAGAAGACGCGAUGUCUGUCGCAAAGAAAUUGGCUUUCCGAGUUCAGCGUCCACUGUGUAUUCGCUUGUCUUGAAAUCCAGGUCUUAUGGGCUUUAAAGGCUAGUCUAUUUCGGAAUGAUAUUUUAUUAGUUUCCGAUUCAGUAGAGUCGAGUCUGCUUAACUGUAACUUCGUUAUAUGCUAUUUUAGACUAUGAAGGUAUUGUGCUCAAUUUUCAAAUACCUUGUUUUCAGCCAGUCAUGAAAAGAAAGUUUGAAAUGUUGAAAAGGGUUGAAUAAUUGCUACUGCUAAUACUUACAGUUUCGCAUCAACUUUACACAAUGAAUGGAAAAUUGCUCGUGUCUGACCAUGGUUUGAACAAUGCAGGUGCAAGCAGCACAUCAAGGUGAUAGUUCAGAUUAGUCCAAAGAGCAGAAUUGACUCAUCAGUUGAAAUGAAUAUUUCCACUAUUCGUGGGUGUACAUAGUUAUUGAAAAUGCUUGAAAAUAUAUAUGGCGAUAUUAUUAAAUAUAUUUCAUAUUCAUUAUUGUGACCCUUGAUGUUAUUCAAAACUGUUGAUGAAACAAAGUUUACAGUUGUGUGGUCUUUCUAUGUGAAAGGCUCAGAAAGUCAAUUUCUUUCAUAAAAUCAUGAGUCUCGAAUGUUCACGUGUUUUUUGAAAGUAGGAAACUCUGAAAAGUGGUCGCGCCAGACUUGACAAUGUGUCAUAUUUUAAAUGAAGUAUUUUUUCUUUUUUCAUUAAAGCUCCAGUAAUAAGUUGAAAGCCCAAUCAAAAUCCAAAACCUGAAAAAGCAAUUACAAAUGUAUUUUUAUUUUUUUCUUUUCCAGUGAAAGUGUUCUUUGUUGAUAUUUACUUUCAAAAGUACAAAUGCUGUAUUGUGAUCAUUUCUGCUGUAGUUGGAAUCAGUUAAAAAUUUGCAUGUUGUAAUAUCCGAAUUGUAUGCCGCACAAAAUUUCCUGCUUUAUUCCUUAACUGUGAUACCCGAGCUCUUUCAUAGAAUUAUGGUCCUUAACUUAUUAGCAAAAAUUAAAUGAUUCACUGACGGUAUAGAGAAAUAACAAUUUCUCUGGUACAGAAAUAACAGUUUCUUUACUAAGUCUCAAGUUUCUUAGUAAAGUUUCUUAUUUCUAUUAAUAGAAUAAAAUAUUCUGGAAAUACAAAAUGAUCUAAUUAAACACCUAACUGAAACUCCACAGUUAAGGAGUUAUUAUCUGUUACUCUUUUAUACACCAAAACGAUAAAUAUUAUUCUUAGACAAAUAAAAGGAUUUCAAUGAGUUUUUUUUAUUAGUUGGUAAUGACAGCCUUUUUUUUAUCGUUGUUACAAUUAAAACAACUGAUUUUCCAUUAUUUAAAUUUAAGUAAUCAUUUCCUUCUUUUUUGAAAAAAAUAUUUAGAUAGCGUAUGUAACAAGUUAAGCUCUUCAAGUACGAAUUUUCAAAGUUAAAAAUAUUCAUCCAUUUUUAAUUAUACUCUGUUCAUUUCACAUCUUAAGCAAUUCAAAUGGCUAGUAAAAAAGACUGGAAUCGCAUUUUAAAAUUAUUAAAUUCAACAUGAAUAAACAUACUCAUAUGUAUCAAUAGUUUUAAUGAAGCUCAGAAUUUUACUGGGAUUGGGUUUCGCGAUAAGAAAUAAAUAAACUGAAAAUUAAUUCAAAAAUAUUAUUUUAUUACUCUAGAAUCUCGUAAAUAAAAAGACAGAAAAAAGAAGACAUUUUCAAAUAGCUAAAAUUGAUUCUAAUUUCCAUGAAAUAAAUCUUUACGUUCUAGUUUCAAUUUCUUUUACCAUCUUUAAACUGACUUUUAAAGCAAAAUGAUUUCUUAUAGGAAUAUUUUGUGAUAGCAACUUUUAUUUUAUGUAAAAAUGACUUUAAUAAUAAUGCAGUUGGUCAAUUCACUUGAAAAUUUCACAGCCAUCAAGGUUUGUUUAUACAAUGGAAGAGGAAUACAACUGUUCAAACUUAUUUGGCGACUCGAUUCUAUCGAACAAUCUUGAGUUGAAUUUUCUGAAAAAAUAAAGAGAAAAGAAAUCCAUUUUGACUGAUUCCAAACUACAUUUCUCUUGCUUAUGCUUUACACUUUGGUCUUUUAAAGUUGAUCGCUCAUACCCGAGAUGUAUUCCCACUUCGAUCCGCCAUCGCUUCAAGCCGCUCAUUCAUACUCCAGUGUUCAUACAUGCAUUUCAAACAACACUUUAUUAUACUAUAAAUGCUUGCAAUUGCGUGUUGUAUAUAACUAAAGGUAAAAAAUGAAUAGCUAGCACAAUUAUGACACAUGUGCCUUUGAGUGUUAUUAAAAUAAUAAAUUCGUUACUGUUAGAUAGGCUAAAUCGCCAACUUGAAAGUGUUUUCAUACAUUCUUGUAACCAAUAUUUUGUUGAAGACAGCGCGCACAGUUAUGCUCCCUCUCAUCUAGAUAUAUUUCGUUAGCGGGCCACCACUCAUCAUUCAUUUCGAGUGUUGGAGGUGCUUUAUAAUGAGUAGCAAAGAAUGUCGAAGUAGGAACGUUAACCACAACAUUUGGCGAGUUAUCUCUGAAAUUUGGCAAUGUCCCGCUAACGGAAUAGUAUGUCCUUUAAUUGUAUAUUUUUCAUUAUUUUGUUAGCUGUAUAUUUAAUUCUUGAAAAUGUAAUAUAUUUUAUUCCGCAUUCAGUUAUAUUAAAAACAAAUGUUAAAAAGAUUAUUUUGCAAAUAGGGUUGAGAUUCAUUACUAUGGGGAAACCAAAGUAAAAUCAUCGCAAUCAUUUGAAAAUGGAAUUCUUAAAACAAUGUAUAGCUCUGUGGUAUCGCAGUUUUGAUACGAAUUAUUUUCGCCCUUGUUUAUCCUAAAAAUAUCCGAAUUUAUCAUUUUCAUUUUCAAUUCAUUACACAGAAUUUAUAUAUUGUUUCGACCAUUCAAUUUUAAUUCAAAUAAAAUUGUUUCGACAGGAAAAUGGCAUAUCUCACUUCCUGAUUAGUAUAUUUUAUGCACCAUACGAAUGAACUUAUUGUUGUAAUCUUACUCGACUCUACCUUGUACUUGAAUCUCUGCGGAUAUUUUUCUCCCACAAUCUCUAUGUUAUGCAUUCAUCUUAUUUUUAAUUCCACAUUAAUGGUGAAUUCAUCUUAUUUUUAAUUCCAUAUUAUGAACUCAUAACGCUAAAUAUAAGGAAAUGUUGAAAGCUGGACCUCUUUCCCUCACAUCGAUUAUGUUGAUAUAUUUAAUUAUGCUUUUGACUUAAAUGAGAACUACUUAAAGACUUUUUAGUCGUAUUUAUAAUAUUUUAACCAAAACGUUGUAUAUUUCUCUCUCUUUCCAUCUCAUCCCUAUAUAUACUUUUUAAACUAAACUGCACAAAGUAUUUAUUAUUUUUUUUAACAAACCAAGAAAAAAAAUUCUUACAAUUAUACUGUUUCUGUUUAUGAAGUUAAAUCUUUUUCGUAAUAAGAGAAAGAAAAAAACCUACGUCUUUUUUUUUCUUUCUGAUUUUAGAGCCAAAUUCUAAGAAUAAUAUAAGUUAUCUAAAUAUUAAAAAAAUCGAGAAAAUUAUUUUGUCUUUGAAAUUAUUUGCAACAAAUAUUCAAGAUAUUAUAGUGGAUGAGAUCCAUUUAAAAAUUACUAUUUAGCAUCAAAUUCUGGGUGUUUCGAAUUUUCUGCUGCAGUAUAGGACAAACCGCAUUUUAUUUUUACUACAGCUUAGAAAUUUAACUUGGUAAGAGGGAAUAAAAAUAUUAGAUGCAACUUUAAUCAUGUAUUUUUAUUAGAAUGUUGCGAUUUUUUUUUUUUUUUUACUUCAGUUUCUUCCACGAAUGAAGGGGGGAAAAGUGCUAAUAGAAUAUAUGUUCAAGAUACACUCCAUAAGAAAAUUGUAAAAGGAUAUUUAGUUCGAGAAAAUUCAAAAGAUUCCAAAAUUGCUGAAUACCAUACAAAGAAGAAGAAUAAAUCCAUACUUAUUUUUUUUUGUGCAAAAAUUCCUUCAUAUAUAAAAAAUCCAAAGCAGACACGUAUCUUGCCAACGUCUUGAGAAAUUACCAUCAUUUCGGUUAAUCUAAAUUUUAAUUCCCUGAUCGUAUUUGGGGUAAAUUCUGAUAUAUAAAUCAUUCAACUAUAAAAAGAUUUCUGUACAUUUUCCCGUUGUUUGCAGUAUUAGCAAGAUAGAUUAACACGUUAAGCGCCACGCUGAUACUGUCUUCCUUCCCGCUUGGCCCCGCUUUUCACCGAUGUUCAGAUUCCUCUUGCACACAAGAUGUUUACCGUGUUGUAAUUAAUUCAUUAAAAUAUUUUGAUCUUGAAAAUUUAGGUACAUUUAUUAAUUUAUUAAUAUAAAGUUUUUUUUUAUAUCGUAUUGUCUACUAUCAGUGACUGGUGACUGCCGCGAUCUGUACGGAAAAUGUAACGUCAGUCACCAGUGAUCGACGCGGCCCGAACGUAGAGUUCUGUAUCAUUGACCGAUGGCGCUUAACGUGUUAAUGUUGAAAAGAUCAGAAAGUUUUUGGAAAAACACUUCCAGUAGUAUCCAUUUCAUCUGAAUAAUAUAAAACUAACGGAAAUAAAGGUAUAAAAAAAAUCUAAUCCAUUCAAAAGUACAACAAAGGUAAAAAAUCCAUUUCAAUGAUGUAAAAAAAUAUAAAAUUCCUUCUUGAUAUGUUUCUCCCGGUGCUACGUUUUUGUUUGAGUGGAUUUCUUCAAUCUUUGUGUAUUUUCAUUCACCUCCCAUCACUUUCAGUCUGAAAUCAUUGCGUGCAAACUUUUAAUAAGUGUGUUGAAAGGAAGAGAAUAAAGCACAAAGCGUAUUCAAAUGUC